AUGGCAAGAAGAAAGUCGCUCAAUGCCUUUUUCGGAGUUGAUAAGAAAAGAAAGAGAGAGGAAGUAAGGAGAAACUUUGAAGGUCUUCAAAGAAAUCGUAGAAUUUUCUGUGGUUACUGGUUAUUGAUUCUUCAUGAAAAAUGUCAAUGUUUAAAAUUGAAAUUUUCACAAAAACAAAACCAGCUUGCAGAUGAUCACAAGAAGCAAAAGGAUGAACAAAAAAAAAUAGACUAA
This is a messenger RNA of Saccharomycopsis crataegensis, 234 nucleotides long. RefSeq lists its product as uncharacterized. The record is from RefSeq and is a predicted model, not a curated record. The transcript has a single exon. The coding region runs from base 1 to 234 and encodes 77 amino acids. Lineage: Eukaryota; Fungi; Ascomycota; Saccharomycetes; Ascoideales; Saccharomycopsidaceae.